Anthonomus grandis grandis is the source of this 680-nucleotide messenger RNA. RefSeq lists its product as uncharacterized. The record is from RefSeq and is a predicted model, not a curated record. The coding region runs from base 254 to 595 and encodes 113 amino acids. The transcript is spliced from 5 exons. NCBI's taxonomy places the organism in Eukaryota, Metazoa, Arthropoda, Insecta, Coleoptera, Curculionidae.
CCGGUUUAAAUCUCUUCCCAGAAAUAAGGAUCCCAGAACACACAAGAUGCAAAUAACGUUUUAAAUAUUAACGCGAACUCAGCCAUAUGAAAUAAAUGUACUGAACGUAAUCCAAUUUUAAUGUUUAAUGUCGCGGAUAUUUCCUGUGGAGUAUAAAUGUUGAACCGACUGAGUGUAGCUUUCAUUCAGUCAAAUAUCUUACUAAGGAUACCGUCUCCUUUUCUCUCUUUCUUCUUAAUAAAUAAAUACAAAUAUGCAAACCAAAAGUAGCAAUACAUGCCAAAAACUCACCCUUCUGGUACUGCUAUCUCUUAUGUUGUCCGUGACAAUUCUGCAAGGGAAAGUUGCUAACUGUAGACCACUACCUCAGUGCUGCAGGCGAUUUGUGUUCUCUCCUGCGUGUAGAGGAGUAGCAGCCAAACGCAAUUUACCUGUAUCAAUUAUAGAGGACAACGUAAUCCGUGAUCCAAGGUUCUUCGCAGCAGAUCUCGAUUAUGCUAGCGACAACGACUUUAAAAAUGCUCUAGUUGAAAAUAUUGGAAGCAUGAGCCGUUUGAAAAUGGAAGCCGAAGAACAUGGCGAGUAUGCAAGUUAAAAUAAGAAUCUUUUAAAUGUAAUAAGAUAACAAGGGACUCUUUAAUAGGAAAAGUGUUACCAGUUAAUAAAAAUAUUACUUAGCA